UGCCACCACUGACAUAGGUAAAGUAGAUAUAAGUUUUGUAAGUAGUUGUCUGUCUGAUAACUUGGCAAACCGGACUACCAGAAAAAGGCUCAUGAACUUUUUGCAGAUGACAGAUUAAAAGGUGAAACCUGUGUCUAAAAGCAGAUAUGGCAGAAUCUAAAACCUGGGCGAACAAUUUUCUGGAGGUGAACCAUGAUCAGAUCAUCCAGGGUGUGCAGAACAGCAGACCCAUUGCAGAAGCUGCAAUUGCACAAGACUUGAUCCGUGAGGAGGGGGUACGGGAGAUCAGUUUGGCCGAGACGGAUCAGGCAGUAAUGAAAGCUCUGUUCAACGCUCUCGAAUCAGAACCUUCGUCGCACAAAGAUGUCUUUUAUCAGAUACUGAAACAGAUGGAACCCAGACUCAUUGAAGAGCUUGAGCAAAUGGACUCCAGUAGACACACACAGAUGGAGCCAGAAGACAGUGACGGAGAAAUAAGAGCCCACAAGCACAGAAUACAACAGUUAAGAAUUGAGAUGCAGGAAAAGAGAGAUUCCCUACGAAUGAGGAGAGAGGAGACCAUGAAAGCAAUAGAAGAAAUAGAAAAUCUCUGGGAAGGAACAAAGAGGGAAAAGGAUAAGGUUGAACACAUGAGGGCUAAGAUUCAGAGACAAAAAGCAGAACUUGAACAAAUGAUGCAAGAAAGAACAAAAUUAGAGGGUAUGAUAGAACAGAUGAAGGCUGAAAUCAGGAGGCUCAAAAAAGAGUUGAGACAAAAUAAGGAAGAGACAAAGCAUGAAAGGGACAAGAUGGAGAAGAUGAAAGCUGAAGUACAAUCAGAACAAGAGUCAGUGGAGAUAAGAAGAGAUGAGUUUGCCAGAGAGAGGGAACAGCUAGAUCACAUAAAGUUUGAGAUAUUGAGGGAGAGAGAGGAGACAGAACAAAAUCACAAAGUGAUUAUAACAGAGAAGCAAAAAGUGGAACAGAUGAAGGUGGAGAUUCAAAGGCAAACUGAAGAAAUAGAAAUUAAAGCUGAAGAGACAAAGUUAGCAAUGGAGAUGAUGGAACACAUGAAAAUAGGAAUACAGAGAGAGAAGCAUGAACUAGAAAAGAACAAGUAUGAAACAAGGAGGCAAACAGAACAGUUUGAACAGAUCAAAUAUGAGAUCAACAAGAUCAAAGAAGAGAUGGAAAAAAGAUGGUCUGAGGCAGAGAAAGAGGAGCAAAAGCAAAAAACUGAAAUGAAGAGGGAGAAAAAAGAGCUAGAAUUAAUAAAGGCAGAAAUUCAUAAAGCUAAAGAUGAGAUGGAACAUGUCAGAGAAGAGACAGAGAAAGAGAAGGAGCAGAUUGAAAAAAUUAAAGUUGAGUUGAGUAAUGAGAAAGACACUCUAGAGAGGGGAAGACAAGAAGUCAUAUGGGAAAAAAAGAACAUAGAGCAUUUAAAAAGUGAGCUGCAAAGAGCUACUGAAGAAAUGGCUCAAAGAAGUGAAGAGACAAACCGGGAAAGAGACAAAGUGGAGCAAAUGAAAAUUGAACUCCAGAGAAAGAUGGAAGAAGUGGAAAUCAGGAUGGAGGAAGCAAAACAGGCAAAAGUCAAGAUGGAGCAGAUGAAAAUAGAAACACAGAAAGCAAAAGACAUGUUGGAACAACAAAGGGAUGAGACAAGAAGAGCAAAAGAAGAGCUGGAGAGGAAGAGGUAUGAGACACUGAAGGAAGAGCUGGAGCAGAGAGCUGAAAUCCAGCGAGAAAGAGAUGAACUGGAACACAUAAAGCUAGGAAUGCAGAGGGAAAAAGAGGACAUGGAAAUGGCAAUUGAGGAAGCGGAAAAAGAUCUUAAACAGAAAAGAGAGGAGACCAGGCGUGAGAGGGAUAGCAUUGAAUGCAUAAAAGCAGCAAUACAAACUGAGAAAGGCUUCCUGGACAGGCAAAGAGAAGAGACAGUGAAGGACAGAGAAGAGUUAGAGCAGCUUAAGACAGAGAUACUACAAGCAAGACAAGAAUUGGAACAAAGCAGGGAAGUGCUGCAACAAGACAAGGACAAGAUGGAAAAGAUGAAAAGUGAGCUACAGGAACAGAUAAAUGAAAUACAAACCCAAACAGAUGACAUCAAAAGAACUAAAGAGAAACUGAAACAUAUGAAAGCAGAAAUACUCAUAGAGAAAAAUGAGUUAGAGAAAAAAGGAAAUAAGAUGAGGAGAGAUAAAGAACAGUUUGAAAAGAUCAAGUAUGAAAUAAACAGACUGAAAGAAGAGAUUGAAAAAAGAUGGUACGAAGCAGAACAAGAAGAGCUGGAGCAAAGAGCUCAAAUGCAGAGAGAGAAAGAAGACUUAGAAAAAAGGCAGGCUGAGAUACAAAGAGCAAAAAAAGAAAUAGAACAUGACAGAGAAGAGACAAAACAAGAGAGGAACCUCACUGAAAAAAUUAAAUGGGAGUUACACACAGAGAAAGAUGCCCUAGAAAAAGAAAGAGCAGUAGUGAAAAGAAAAGCUGAAGAACUGGAUCAGAUUAGAUGUGAAGUACAAAUGGCCAUGGAAAAUAUAGAACAGAACAAGGCAGAAAUCCAACAAGAGAAGAAUAAAAUGGAAAAGAUGAAAUUAGAAAUGAAAAAACAGUUAGAACAAAUAGAAAAUCAGACUGAAGAGGCAAAGCGAGCAAAGGAUGAACUAGAACAGUCAAAAGCAGACAUAGAGAAUGCUAAGCAGCUGUUACAUGAACAGAUACAUGAUAUGAAGAAAGCAAAAAAAGACAUAGAAAACAGAAGGUACAUGACUGUCAAAGAGGAGUUGGAGAUGAGAGCAGAAAUAGAGAAAGGAAGACAGGAACUGGAGAGGAUCCUGAUGGAAAUUCAAAGGGCAAAAGAGAAAGAAGAUCAAAUCAUACAUCACAUGGAAAGUAGUAAACUGAAAUUUCAACCACAGACAGAAAGAAUUAUCCAGAAAAGAACAUGGGAUCUGGCAAAUCUAGAAGAGCUUGAGAUUACUCAGAUAAAAACAGAGACACAAACAGUCAUACAAGAUGAAAAAGCAAACAAAAAAGAUGGACUAGAACUCAUUCGGUAUGAGAUAAAGAGGGGAAAAGAGGUUUGUGAACAAACCAAGAAAGAAACAGACAGGGAAAGGCAAGAGAUUGAACAGAUGAAAGUGGAAAUACAGAAAGACAAAGACGCACUCCUCCAAAAACGCGAAGAGACAUUCAGGGAGAAAGAAAUGCUGGAGAGGAUGAAGGCUGAUCUUUUGGAAUACAAAAAAGAGAUUGAACAAAAUAAAGAAGAGACAAAAAAAGAGAAGGAUAAAAUGGAUCAGAUAAAAACUGAAAUAAAACAACAAAUAGAGGCCUUAGAAAUCAGGAUUGCAGAGACAAAACAUGCAAAAGAAAGGUUGGAAAGAAUGAAGACAGAGAUAAUGAGGGAAAAGUAUGAUUUUGAAAGAAGAAAGGAUGAGACAGACAAGGAACCGUUUGAAAAAGUAAAAUAUGAAAUUAACAGAAUUAAAAUCGAGAUUAAUAAACUCUGGGAUGAGACUGAAAAUGAACAGCUAGAACUGAGAGCUAGAUUACAGAAAGUGGAAGAAGAAUUGGAGAACAAAACAGAAAAGAUAAACAGAGAGAUGGCAGAACUGGAAGAGUUAAAAUCAGAGUUGAAGAGACAGGAAGAAGAGAUUGAGAACAAAAGGGAAAAAAACAGAAAAGAAAUCAAUGAGAUUGAAAAAGCUAAAGCUGAACUGCAAAGGCAGAAUGAGGAAAUAGAAAUUAAAAUGCAAAUGGCAAAAAAUGAGAAAUAUGAGGCAGAAAAGACAAAGGCUGAUAUUCAGAGACAAAGAGAAGAAAUUGAAAAAAGGUUUGAAAAAACAAACAGAGAGAAAGAUAUUCUGGAGCAGAUGAAAAUUGAGAUGCAGCGACAGAGAGAUGAAAUUGAAAACAAAACAGAAAUAACACAGAAGGAGAUGUACAAAAUUGAACAAAUGAAGGUUGAAAUCCAAGGAAGGAGAAGUGAGGUAGAGCAAUGGAUUUUAAAGUCAAUGACAGAGAAAACUGAGAUAGAACUCAUGAAGGUGGAAAUACAAAGUAAGAGAGAAGAAGUUGAAAAAAUGAUGAGUGCAACUAAGAAAGAGAAAGACAUUCUAGAACUAGCCAAGGCAGAAAUAUUCAAAGAAAGAGCAGAUUUACAAAAAAACAAGGAAGACAUAAAAAAAGAAAGAGAGGAAGUGGAACAGAUAAAAAGAGAAACAAUAAGAAAUGAACAAGAAGCAAUAAAAAGAAUGGAAAUAAUAAAAACUGACAUGGAAAACCUGGACAGGAUGAAGACCAAAUUAAAAACAAGGACAGAAGAGCUGGAAGAGAGACAGGACAACACAAUGAGAGAAAAACACAUCUUAGAAAUGAAAAGGGAAGAGCUACAAAGAAACAAAGAAGAAAUGGAAAGACAGAAAAUACAAAGAAAAAUUGAAAAAGACGAGGCAGAUCGAAUGAAGAAUGAGCUACAGAGAGCCUUGGAUGAAAUCCAAAAAACCAGAGAAGAAGAGAGGAAACUAUGGAAAACACAGAAGGAUGAAAUGGAAAACAUGGUACAAACAAUACAGAACCAAACUGAGGAGAAAGAGGAGAUAAAGAAACUGAAGACUGAAAUAAGCAAGGAAAAACAUACUACUGAAAGUCUGAAGGACUCAACAAGCAAAGAGAUGGAAACAGUCGAAGAGAUGAAAAACAAACUUCAAAAAGAAAAGGAAGAAAUUGAGCAAGCCAGAGAUGAAUUAAUGAAAGACAAGGACAGGAUACAUUUAGAAAAGGUGGAAAUUGAAGGUAAACAGAAGGAAAUUACAGAGAAAUGGAAAGAGAUACAACUGGAGAAAGACGAAAUUGAGGAAACGAAGGCAGAACUACUGCGACAGAAAGAACAUAUGAGCGCACUGAAGCACACAGAGGAAAAUAAAAUAGCAAAAAUGAAAGCUGAAAUUGAAGGAGAAAAAGAACAACUGGAAAAGAGACUGGAAGACUUGAGAAAGGAGAAGGAGGACAUACAGAAAAUGAAGACUGAAAUAAGCAAGGAAAAACAAACUACCGAAAGCCUGAAGGACUCAGCAAGCAAAGAGAUGAAAACAGUCGAAGAGAUGAAAGAGAAACUUCGAAAAGAAAAAGAAGAAAUUGAGCUAGCCAGAGAGAGAAUAAUGAAAGACAAGGACUGGGAGGAAUUUGCAAAGGUGGAAACUGAUGGUAAACAGAAAGAAAUUACAGAGAAAUGGAAAGAGAUACAACUGGAGAAAGAUGAAAUUGAGCAACUGAGCAAAGAGAAAGAGGACAUCGAAAAAAUGAAGGCUGAAAUAAGUGAGGAAAAACAACGCGUUGGCCGCCUGAGGGAGUCAACAAAGAUUGAGAUGAAUACAAUUGAAGAGACGAAAGCCAAACUUCAGAAAGAGAAAGAAGAAAUUGAGCUAGCCAGAGAUGAAUUAAUGAAAGACAAGGACAUACAUUUAGAAAAGGUGGAAAUUGAAGGUAAACAGAAGGAAAUUACAGAGAAAUGGAAAGAGAUGCAACUGGAAAAAGACGAAAUUGAGGAAACGAAGGCAGAACUACUGCGACAGAAAGAACAUAUGAGCGCACUGAAGCACACAGAGGAAAAUAAAAUAGCAAAAAUGAAAGCUGAAAUUGAAGGAGAAAAAGAACAACUGGAAAAGAGACUGGAAGACUUGAGAAAGGAGAAGGAGGACAUACAGAAAAUGAAGACUGAAAUAAGCAAGGAAAAACAAACUACCGAAAGCCUGAAGGACUCAGCAAGCAAAGAGAUGAAAACAGUCGAAGAGAUGAAAGAGAAACUUCGAAAAGAAAAAGAAGAAAUUGAGCUAGCCAGAGAGAGAAUAAUGAAAGACAAGGACUGGGAGGAAUUUGCAAAGGUGGAAACUGAUGGUAAACAGAAAGAAAUUACAGAGAAAUGGAAAGAGAUACAACUGGAGAAAGAUGAAAUUGAGCAAGUGGAAAUUGAAGGUAAACAGAAGGAAAUUACAGAGAAAUGGAAAGAGAUACAACUGGAGAAAGACGAAAUUGAGGAAACGAAGGCAGAACUACUGCGACAGAAAGAACAUAUGAGCGCACUGAAGCACACAGAGGAAAAUAAAAUAGCAAAAAUGAAAGCUGAAAUUGAAGGAGAAAAAGAACAACUGGAAAAGAGACUGGAAGACUUGAGAAAGGAGAAGGAGGACAUACAGAAAAUGAAGACUGAAAUAAGCAAGGAAAAACAAACUACCGAAAGCCUGAAGGACUCAGCAAGCAAAGAGAUGAAAACAGUCGAAGAGAUGAAAGAGAAACUUCGAAAAGAAAAAGAAGAAAUUGAGCUAGCCAGAGAGAGAAUAAUGAAAGACAAGGACUGGGAGGAAUUUGCAAAGGUGGAAACUGAUGGUAAACAGAAAGAAAUUACUGAGAAAUGGAAAGAGAUACAACUGGAGAAAGAUGAAAUUGAGCAAGUGGAAAUUGAAGGUAAACAGAAGGAAAUUACAGAGAAAUGGAAAGAGAUACAACUGGAGAAAGACGAAAUUGAGGAAACGAAGGCAGAACUACUGCGACAGAAAGAACAUAUGAGCGCACUGAAGCACACAGAGGAAAAUAAAAUAGCAAAAAUGAAAGCUGAAAUUGAAGGAGAAAAAGAACAACUGGAAAAGAGACUGGAAGACUUGAGAAAGGAGAAGGAGGACAUACAGAAAAUGAAGACUGAAAUAAGCAAGGAAAAACAAACUACCGAAAGCCUGAAGGACUCAGCAAGCAAAGAGAUGAAAACAGUCGAAGAGAUGAAAGAGAAACUUCGAAAAGAAAAAGAAGAAAUUGAGCUAGCCAGAGAGAGAAUAAUGAAAGACAAGGACUGGGAGGAAUUUGCAAAGGUGGAAACUGAUGGUAAACAGAAAGAAAUUACUGAGAAAUGGAAAGAGAUACAACUGGAGAAAGAUGAAAUUGAGCAAACUGGAAGAUUGAGAAAGGAGAAGGAGGACAUACAGAAAAUGAAGACUGAAAUAAGCAAGGAAAAACAAACUACCGAAAGCCUGAAGGACUCAGCAAGCAAAGAGAUGAAAACAGUCGAAGAGAUGAAAGAGAAACUUCGAAAAGAAAAAGAAGAAAUUGAGCUAGCCAGAGAGAGAAUAAUGAAAGACAAGGACUGGGAGGAAUUUGCAAAGGUGGAAACUGAUGGUAAACAGAAAGAAAUUACUGAGAAAUGGAAAGAGAUACAACUGGAGAAAGAUGAAAUUGAGCAACUGAGCAAAGAGAAAGAGGACAUCGAAAAAAUGAAGGCUGAAAUAAGUGAGGAAAAACAACGCGUUGGCCGCCUGAGGGAGUCAACAAAGAUUGAGAUGAAUACAAUUGAAGAGACGAAAGCCAAACUUCAGAAAGAGAAAGAAGAAAUUGAGCUAGCCAGAGAUGAAUUAAUGAAAGACAAGGACGUGGAAAUUGAAGGUAAACAGAAGGAAAUUACAGAGAAAUGGAAAGAGAUACAACUGGAGAAAGACGAAAUUGAGGAAACGAAGGCAGAACUACUGCGACAGAAAGAACAUAUGAGCGCACUGAAGCACACAGAGGAAAAUAAAAUAGCAAAAAUGAAAGCUGAAAUUGAAGGAGAAAAAGAACAACUGGAAAAGAGACUGGAAGAUUUGAGAAAGGAGAAGGAGGACAUACAGAAAAUGAAGACUGAAAUAAGCAAGGAAAAACAAACUACCGAAAGCCUGAAGGACUCAGCAAGCAAAGAGAUGAAAACAGUCGAAGAGAUGAAAGAGAAACUUCGAAAAGAAAAAGAAGAAAUUGAGCUAGCCAGAGAGAGAAUAAUGAAAGACAAGGACUGGGAGGAAUUUGCAAAGGUGGAAACUGAUGGUAAACAGAAAGAAAUUACUGAGAAAUGGAAAGAGAUACAACUGGAGAAAGACAAAAUUGAGGAAACGAAGGCAGAACUACUGCGACAGAAAGAACAUAUGAGCGCACUGAAGCACACAGAGGAAAAUAAAAUAGCAAAAAUGAGAGCUGAAAUUGACGGAGAAAAAGAAGAACUGGAAAAGAGAUUAGAAGACUUGAGAAAGGAGAAAGAGGACAUAGAGAAAAUGAAGACUGAAAUGAAUAAAGAAAAACUAACUACUGACCGCCUGAUGGAAUCAACAAACAAAGAGAUGAAAAGAAUUAAAGAGAUGAAAACCCAACUUCAAAUCGAAAAAGAACAAAUUGAGCUAGCCAGAGAUGAAUUAAUGAAAGACAAGGACAGUGUUUUCCUGAAGAACAGCUUUUCCUUCGUCGAAAAACGUCAAGAAUAG
Molecule: messenger RNA, 8252 nt
Organism: Scleropages formosus (Asian bonytongue)
Lineage: Eukaryota; Metazoa; Chordata; Actinopteri; Osteoglossiformes; Osteoglossidae
Product: trichohyalin-like
Exons: 13
Coding region: 147-8252 (2701 amino acids)
Biological process (GO): regulation of apoptotic process
Source: RefSeq, a predicted model, not a curated record